AUGGCGGAGGCGCAACAAUUCCGGCCACGGGAGUUCCCGCAGGCGCCCAAGAGCCGAGAAGAGCGACUGCGAGACUUCUACGCAGAGCGCACUUCUGCCUUGGAGCGAAGUUCCCCGCUGCAACUCCAAAAGAAGCCAGACUCGGAAGCAAAUGAGGAAGCAGCACAGCUGCGCAAAGGUGCGAAUGAUCUCUACGAGCGCCAGGAUUACGAGGGCGCAGUGGAGCAGUACACGGCUGCUAUCAAGAAGGCGCCCUCAUCAGUUCUACACUCCAACCGCGCUGCUGCCUACAUGAUGCUGGGCUGGUGGCAGCAAGCACUGCGCGACACCAAGGCAGCCCUUCGAAAGGACUCGGAGAACCUCAAGGCGUUGGAGCGGCAGGGCCGGGUGCAGCUGGCGCUGGACCAGCUGGAGCCCGCUCUGGCCACGGCCAUGGACCUGGAGCAGCGGGGACCCAAAGAGGUCUUCAACGGUAUGGAGCGGCCGGCGCUUAGCAUUCGACGUUUGCGCUGGCUGGCAGAGGCAGCCCGAGAACCUUCCUCGCUGGAGCAGGUCCGGGAGCUGCUUGAGCACUUCAGCUCCAAAGCCGAGCUGGUUUCUCCUUUGGGCAUGCGACUGCGGAAGAAGCUGGUGGAAGUUCUGGUGGAGCGCUCCGAUACCAUCGACCACCAGCGCCGCAUUCGACCCGCCCUGGCCUACAACCAGCGGGCCGUGGAGCGCGCCGGGGGCAUACAGGAUGAUGAAAUUGAGGAGCUCACGCCUUUCGCAGAAGAGGCGCUCAGGAUUACUGGCGAGCUUCUGCAAGAUUUUCCCGAUGACGCGGAUGCCAGAUAUUGGCGAGGCCGCGCUUUGCUGCGCCUGGGUCGUCAUGCGGACGCCGAGGGCCAGUUUGAAGAAGGCCUGAGACAGGACAGCGGCAAUGAGCCCAUCAAGCAGCUACAGCAGACUGUCGACAAGCUGGAGGAGCUCAAACAGCGGGCCAAUGCCAAGUACAAGGAGGGCCUGCUGGAUGAGGCGAUUCAGCUCUACAGCGCUGGUAUCAAUUGUGAUCCUGACUGCGUGGAUACGCGGACCGUCGCAACUCUUUACUACAACAGGUCGGCCGCGUUGAGGAAAAAGGGUGAGUUCGAGCAAGCCCUCGACGACGCGAAUAUGUGCCUGGCCUUGCACCCAAAGUGGACGAAGGCUCUGUAUCGGAGGGGCAUCCUGCUGCUGGAGUGCGGGCGCUAUGCGGAGGCACUGACAGAGUUGAAGGUAGUGCAACGGGCUGAUCCGACUUUCGACGAUGACUUAGAGGAUUGGCUGCGGCGAGCCCACUGCUGGCUAGCCAAGCCCAAGCACACGCGGAACUACUACCAGCUCAUGAAGCUCCCUAUGGAUGCUUCCAAAGAUGACAUCAGGAAGCAGUACCGACGGCUUUGCCUGCUUUGGCACCCGGACAAGUCCGAUGGCUCCGAUCGACAGCGGUUCGAGGAGCUGCAAGCGGCCCACAGGUUUCUAACGGACGACCCCCAAAAGGAAGAGUAUGACUUCGGCAUUUGGAAGGAUCGACCGGUCCGGCACCACACCAAGAAGCGCGACAAAGUGAAAGACUCUUGGAAUGAAGACAAAGUUAAGGAGGAGGCUGCAGAUACCACACCUCGGCAUCACUACAAUUGGGGAGACAGGCACUUGAUCGAAGACGAGAAGGUGGAGAGCAUCUACUGGGGCGAGGCAGGCUGUCCUGCGUGGCUCAAGGAGAAGCGAAAGGAGUUCCAGAAGAAGCAGUUUGGGCAGGCCAGAUUCAACGAAGGAGGCGAUGGUGCCUCGUUGGUGGCGCUCAGUGCCAAGGAGGCAUCGAGGUUAGCUGCUACUCAGCAGAGGCUCGCGGAUGCCUCAGUACAGCGCAAGGAGGCAGAGGCAAAGCUGCAGGAGGCGACCGCGGAGCUGGCGCAGCUUCGCAGGCGGCUGCAGGACUUGAGGCAGUCCACGAGGCAAACGCAGCAGAACGGUGAGAAGCGGGGCAGGGCCCUCUCCGGUACCUUCAGCAUGCUGCGUGGGCCAGUGCAAGGUGAAGCACAGUCGGAAGGCGUCGCCAGCUCACAGGCGCAGCUGACGCUGGAGUCGAGCGGGCACAGCACCGCAAGGUCCCUGGCAGCUGGUGAAGAGGUGCAGAAGGAGGAGCAGCGCUCGGAGCAGCUCCGCAGGCAGCUGGGGCAGCAGCGGUUGGCGCUGCAGACAGGCGACGAGGAGCUGUCCGAGGACCAGCGGAAGCUCAGCAAGCUGCAACAGACAACCCGCGAGCUGCAAGCGGAGGCCCGGGCAGACGUCGUGGCGGACAAAGCCCAGGCAGAGAAAUACAAGCAAGAAGCCUUGAGCUACGCAAAGGAUGUGGAGAAGCUUGGGCAGGAAGUGCAGGAUGCAAAGCUGCAGCUGGCAGCGCUCCAAAGAGAAGCAACUGAAGACGAGGAGUCUGAGAAGCAAGGCUAUCGGCGCCUGGCGGCCGACGAGCAGCACCUGCGCAGUGAGGAGCAGCAGCUCGACAGCCAGGAGCUGCAUCAGAAGGCGAUGCAGCGACAGGUGGCGAGUCUGGAAGCCGACAUCGAGACGGGCCUUGCAAUUGACGGCGCUCAGGCGGAGAGCCACGAGCAGCGGCUCACGGCGAUGGCGCAGGCGGCCUCCAAGGCGCAGAAGGCCACGGAGCGGCUCAAGCUCCAGGCAUUCACAGGUGUGGUGCUUGCAAAGCACGUCCAUGAGGAGGGCAUCACCGAAUGCGAGAUCUUGGGGACCGAACUCACGGUCAUGGUCCACCUGAUGUUGCAGACCGGCCACCGGUAUACUCUGUACUUUUACAAAGUGGACGCAGAUGGCUCGCUGAGCCACACACCGGAAUCCGUAUUGGUGGUAUUGGCCUUGGCCUUGCAGCUGGAGGCGCAAAAGUGA
This is a messenger RNA of Effrenium voratum, 2922 nucleotides long. The record is from the annotation of a GenBank genome assembly. NCBI's taxonomy places the organism in Eukaryota, Dinophyceae, Suessiales, Symbiodiniaceae.